Molecule: messenger RNA, 1405 nt
Organism: Odontomachus brunneus
Lineage: Eukaryota; Metazoa; Arthropoda; Insecta; Hymenoptera; Formicidae
Product: peptidoglycan-recognition protein LE-like
Exons: 3
Coding region: 194-1300 (368 amino acids)
Biological process (GO): peptidoglycan catabolic process
Molecular function (GO): zinc ion binding; N-acetylmuramoyl-L-alanine amidase activity
Source: RefSeq, a predicted model, not a curated record
GCGGUAUUAUCGCUUUAUAUAUUAUCUCAAUGGUGACAUUGACAUAACACAACAGCAGCAAAUAUCGGACGACAGCCACCAGUACCAAAAGGAACAGCAGCGUGCGAACAACGCUGUACUGCCGGCCAAGAAUCACGCAUUCGACUUUCACGACGUGAAAUAGGAAAAGGAGGCGGAGAUCGCAUACAGGACGAUGAAGCUCGAUGUUCCGGAUAAUGACAAUGACAAUAAUGUUGGAGAUAACGACAUAAAAAAUAACGACGAGAAUAACGAGAAUGAUGAGGAGAAGAAGACGGACGUAGAAAAUGACGAAGAUGACGAUAAGGAGGAGAAAGAAAUGAACAUGAAGGAGGUCGGCAACGACUGGAACGCUGAUCCGCCGACCGGCAUUCAGCAGCACCAGGCGGUCGCCAUUGAGGAUGAUAACGUCGUCUUGCCAAGUGCCAACCUGUCCAAUUUCGACGACGUGUACAUGAAGAACUCGACGAACGUGCAUCUGGGUAACAAUACUGUCGACCAAAUCCCAGCUCGUAUCAUCAAGAAGUUCGUUUACAAGCCACUUGCCAAAAGAAUAAACUCGUUGCUGUCAGACUCCGAUGAAAAUAUAUUAGACUUGCCAACGAAUAAAGCCAACGAGCUUCGGCAGAUCAACACGUUUUGUAAAGUGACGCAAUGGUGUACAUGGAAGUACGUGGCUAAGUUGGUUAUACUGGUCUUAAUACUAAUGUGUUCUAUGGAGAUAUACAAUCGGUAUUUCCUGGAAAUUCCGGGCUCAUCUCUCGAAGAGGAUUCUACCUUGAAAAGUUUAGUGAAAAUGGACUUGGUGGAAUGGAAUGAAUGGGGCGUCCAGCCGCCUUUGAGGAAGCUGAAUUUGCCUGUGCCCUAUGUAAUCAUCAGUCACACCGCCACAGACAACUGCACUACAAAGCUCGAGUGCAUAAGUAGACUUACGCAGAUCCACAAGAAGUUAAGGAAAUGGUCAGAUAUCAGCUACAACUUCUUCGUUGGCGGCGACGGUUACACAUACGUUGGUAAAGACUGGCAGUAUGUCGGCGCCCAUACUUUUGGCUACAACAAUCGCAGCAUCGGUAUCUCCUUCAUCGGCAACUUCAGUUGUAUUACACCGUCAAAAGUGCAGCUUUAUGCCACACGUAAGGUCAUUGAGAUCGGCGUUAACUACGGUAAGAUUGCUCCUAACUACAAGCUCUUGGGCCAACGACAAGUCUUGAAGACCUUGAGCCCUGGAGAAGCUCUGUAUGACAUCUUAAAGUCGUGGCCACAUUGGGCAUUCACUCCUUGAUUAUAUUAUAUAUAAGAUAUAUACAAUAAUAUAUACAAUAAUAUAUAUACAAUAUAUAUAUAUAUAUAUAUAUAUAUAUAUAUAUAUAUAUAUAUAUAUAUAUAU